Molecule: messenger RNA, 2098 nt
Organism: Daldinia caldariorum
Lineage: Eukaryota; Fungi; Ascomycota; Sordariomycetes; Xylariales; Hypoxylaceae
Product: UBX-domain-containing protein
Exons: 1
Coding region: 377-1966 (529 amino acids)
Cellular component (GO): endoplasmic reticulum
Molecular function (GO): ubiquitin binding
Source: RefSeq, a predicted model, not a curated record
CUUGCAUAUUCAAAGUUUACCUACCUACCUUAUCCAGCAACAAGUCCUAAAAAAACAAAAGCACAGAAUCUUUAAUAGUCGUCAAAGUCAAACUGAUGAUAUGAUGCACGACCGCAGGUAGUGGUAUAUUACAGUUAUAUAUCGCAACCCAGUAGCAAGAAGAAAAGGAAGAAGAAGCUACGUAAUAUUGUUAAAAUUGAUCCUUGAGACCUUGAGACCUUGAGGUCUAUCAGAGCCCACCAACCCAUCUCAACCCACCAAAUCCUAUGUAUAAGACAGUCUCGGCUUUCAAGGAAUAUUUAAUUCAUACGACGCAUGGGGUCAUAAUAUUGAAUUACCCAGACUUAUCCUACGCUUAGUCGUACACUUCGAGACGAUGGCAGGCAACAGCGAUUUCGAUAUAGGCCAGCUCUCUCCGGAGCAGCAGUCCGCCCUCGAACAAUAUACACAGGUUACCGCACAAGAUAUCAAGGAUGCGGUACCAUUAUUACAGAGGUCGCAAUGGAAUGUGCAAAUAGCAAUAGCGAAGUUCUUUGAUGGAGAAGGUCCCGAUCCCGUAGCCGAAGCUAUGGCUACUCAGAACGAUAUUCCCCGACAAGCAGCGAGACACGAGAACUUGCAAGAAAGCUUCUCAGCAUCUGCGCGGCCUUUCGGACAUUCGCUACCACGGAUCAGACCAGAUCCUGCUCCGAGGAUCGUACCGCAACCUCAGACGACUACUCGCCUACCCUUUGUCCUAACCAUCCUAUUCGCCCCAUUCAACCUUGGAUAUAAAGCCGUCUCGACGCUCGUCCGCACCUUCAUGUACAUACUCGCAUUCCUUCCCCCAUCUAUACGGCCCCGCAUGAUAACUACGAGCAUGACGAGCGGGUGGAAGGGCACUAUGGGCCGGCGCAUGCUGAUGCCGCGCGAUACAGCCGCUCGGUUCAAGCGGGAAUUCGAGGAGGAGUACGGAAAUGACAGCCUGCCUUUCUUCGAGGGCGGUUUCGCGCAAGCCCUAGAUCUAGCUAAAAAAGAGCUUAAGUUCCUCCUGAUAGUGCUCAUGUCACCCGAACACGACGACACGGAGUCCUUCACGCGCGAGACCCUACUCUCGCCGGACGUCGUCAACUUUGUCAACGACCCGAGCAAUAACAUCAUCCUGUGGGGCGGCAACGUCCUCGACUCCGAGGCGUACCAAGUCGCCGCCGAGUACAACUGUACCAAGUUCCCCUUCUCGUGCCUGGUGUGUCUGACCCCCAAGGAGGGCAGCACCCGCAUGAGCAUCGUCAAGCGUCUAGGCGGUCCCUUGCCCCCCGCCACUUACCUCGCCGAGAUCCAGACCGCGAUCAACAAGUACGCGCCCGACCUCGCCGGCGCCCGCGCCGAGCGCACCGCUAACGAAGUCGCCCGCAACCUGCGCACCGAGCAGGACUCGGCGUACGAGCGCUCCCUAGCCCGGGAUCGCGAACGCGCCCGCCAGCGCAGGGAGGCCGAAGCCGCUGCCGCCGAGGCCGAGAGGCAAGCCCGCGAACGCGCCAAGGCCGCGGAGCGCCGCGCCGCCCAGCGCCUGCAGUGGCGACGCUGGCGCGCGGGGACCCUGGCUCCGGAACCCGAGGCCUCCGCCGAGAACGUUGUGCGCCUCGCCCUCAAGAUGCCCGACGAGGCGGGCGGGCGCAUCGUGCGACGGUUCGCGGGCACGACGACGGUGGAGGAAUUGUACGCCUUUGUCGAGUGCUACGACCUGCUCCAGGGGGGAGAGGCCCAGAUCGACGACGACAACGACGUGGAGCAGCCGGAGGGCUACGAGCACGACUACAAGUUCCGCAUCGCGUCGCCCAUGCCGCGCGUCGUCUACGAGCCGGACGCCGCGUCCACCCUGGCCGAUACCAUUGGCAGGUCGGGUAACUUGAUCGUCGAGAGCAUCAUCCCCGAUAACGAAGAGUCGGAUGACGAUGGUGACGAUGAUGGUCUAGGUGCCGUGUAGAAUAAUAAUUAAAUUAAAUAGAGUUGGGCAGACUCAACUCGUCUCAAUAAUAACUUUAGCAGAAUAGAACAGCUACUAUGCCAGUACGUACCUGGUACUGCUGUCAUUGAAAUAACCACUAUUCACAAAGGC